AUGAUUUCAACAAUCGGCACAACAACAAUUCAAACAACUACAGCACCAAACUCGUUAGUCAUGAAUCCUACGUCAAUGUUGGUAGAGAUGAAAAGCUUUAUUCCUUCUUCAUAUACUUUUGAAACAGAAAUCCAGAAGAUAAAGCAAGAACUUUUAACAAGUAAUUUAGACUGUAGUGCGAAAGAUGAAACAAAUGAACAGUAUCUUUAUGAAAUGGAGGACCUCAUCGACCAUUUGCCUAAACUACCUGAAAUUCAGCAGCAAAAACUAACUAUUCCUGAAUUCGACGAAAUUGAAGUCAAAGCAACUGACUCAGUAGAAAUUAAGAAAUUCAUACGUAAAGUAAAUUAUGAAUUCCUUGGUUUUCAUUGCAACCAUAAAGUUAUGGACAAAGAUUGCGACAUGGUUUAUAAAAAUAUUUCUGACCUUUACAAAUCCGAAGAAUUUAAGACAUACGAUAACUUUGUUUCAUUAG
Messenger RNA from Trichomonas vaginalis G3, 475 nucleotides. Its product is annotated as organellar and viral DNA polymerase type B. The transcript has a single exon. The record is from RefSeq and is a predicted model, not a curated record. The annotation marks the transcript as partial. NCBI's taxonomy places the organism in Eukaryota, Parabasalia, Trichomonadida, Trichomonadidae.